Molecule: messenger RNA, 2551 nt
Organism: Contarinia nasturtii (swede midge)
Lineage: Eukaryota; Metazoa; Arthropoda; Insecta; Diptera; Cecidomyiidae
Product: calcium/calmodulin-dependent protein kinase type II alpha chain
Exons: 5
Coding region: 607-2082 (491 amino acids)
Biological process (GO): protein phosphorylation
Cellular component (GO): cytoplasm; neuron projection
Molecular function (GO): ATP binding; calmodulin binding; calcium/calmodulin-dependent protein kinase activity
Source: RefSeq, a predicted model, not a curated record
GCGACAACGCGUGAGAGAACUCUCAUCGAAAGCGAAAUACAAUUCUUAUUUGAAAGUAAUAGCGAAGAAAAAAAAAUCUUUUCCAUUUUCACAUAUAUACAUAGGUGGCAUUAUAUGUGCAGUUUGCUUUGUAUGCUUUUUACAGUGGUGUUCCACUUUCUGUAGUGUGAGUUUUUGUAGACGACAACGCGCAACUCUAACCAGUUUUCUGUGGCAAACGAGAAUAUACGCACAAAUUAUAAAUUGCUACAGAAUAAAUAGUUCAAAAUUGAUUUUGUUUCGGAAUAUCAAUACCAAUUGUUUGAUUGUUAUUUUCAACAAAUCAUUGACAUAUGCACCCGAAAUAAAUUGAUAUUAUUAAUAGGAAUAAUUUGAUUUGAUAAAAUUAAACAGAAAUCGUUUAAAUCAAUUUGUGCUAAAUUAGUAUUGUCAAGUUGUACCGCAUUCAUAAAAUCACCUCCAACAAAGUUGAAAACUAAUUACACUUUUAUAUCCGUUGCUCUUGCAUUUUGCCGUUUUCGUUAACACAUUCACAUACAUAUUACUCUCAAACCGUUUUAUCUUCGUGUAAUAAAGUGAGCACUUUGAGUUCAUUGAGUUGACAUAAUGGCCACUCAGCCACCAGUAGCUUGUACACGUUUCUCCGAUAACUAUGACAUCAAAGAGGAGCUGGGCAAAGGGGCAUUUUCGAUUGUAAAACGUUGCGUACAAAAAUCAACGAGUUUAGAAUUUGCUGCAAAAAUAAUCAAUACAAAAAAAUUAACCACAAGAGAUUUUCAAAAAUUGGAACGCGAAGCAAGAAUAUGUAGAAAAUUACAGCAUCCAAAUAUAGUGCGAUUGCAUGAUAGCAUACAGGAGGAGAGUUGCCAUUAUUUGAUAUUCGAUUUAGUGACGGGCGGCGAACUAUUCGAAGAUAUUGUAGCGCGUGAAUUUUAUUCGGAGGCCGAUGCAUCGCAUUGCAUUCAACAAAUUUUGGAAUCAGUUAAUCAUUGUCAUAUGAACGGUGUGGUGCAUCGUGAUUUAAAGCCAGAGAAUUUAUUGUUGGCCAGCAAACUGAAAGGUGCCGCUGUUAAAUUGGCCGAUUUUGGUUUGGCCAUUGAAGUGAUGGGCGAUCAACAAGCAUGGUUUGGAUUCGCUGGCACACCGGGAUAUUUAUCACCAGAAGUAUUGAAAAAAGAACCGUACGGCAGAGCGGUUGAUAUAUGGGCGUGUGGGGUGAUUCUUUACAUUUUAUUGGUUGGUUAUCCACCAUUUUGGGAUGAAGAUCAACAUAGACUAUAUUCCCAAAUUAAAGCCGGUGCAUACGAUUAUCCAUCGCCCGAAUGGGACACAGUAACACCGGAAGCAAAGAAUCUCAUCAAUCAAAUGUUAACUGUUAACCCAUAUAAACGAAUUACUGCUGCCGAUGCAUUAAAGCACCCAUGGAUUUAUCAACGUGAACGAGUGGCAUCAUCAGUUCAUCGACAAGAGACUGUAGACUGCUUGAAGAAAUUCAAUGCUCGACGAAAAUUAAAAGGCGCCAUUCUCACCACAAUGUUGGCCACACGGAAUUUCUCGAGUCGAAAUAUGAUUUCUAAGAAGGAAGAUGGUUCGCAAAUCAAAGUGUCGACUGACUCUAGCAAUACGGUGGAAGAAAAUGAUGAUGUUAAAAUUCGCCGGCAAGAGAUCAUCAAAAUGACUGAGCAAUUAAUUGAAGCUAUAAAUAAUGGUGAUUUCGAAACAUAUGCAAAAAUAUGCGAUCCACAUAUGACGGCCUUUGAAACAGAAGCUUUGGGAAAUCUGGUUGAAGGAAUGGAUUUUCAUAAGUUUUAUUUUGAGAAUGUACUUGGUAAACAUUGUAAAGCAAUCAAUACCACCAUAUUGAAUCCACAUGUCCAUUUGCUUGGCGAAGAUGCCGCCUGCAUUGCAUACGUUCGAUUAACACAGUACAUCGAUCGUGAGGGUCAUGCGCAUACACAUCAAUCGGAAGAGACACGAGUUUGGCACAAACGCGACGGUAAAUGGCAAAAUGUACACUUUCAUCGAAGUGUUACCGGUCACAUUAGCGGUUCGACGCCAUUCGAUUUUACCAAACAUAAAUAAAAAUCGAACGGAACGAUUACCACCAACAUCGUCUUUGUACUCAAUCCAAAUUUGAGAAAGACAUAGUCAAACAUUAUUGCUUUUAAAAACUCACAAAAUGGUUUGAGAAAAUUGCAAUUUUCACACAUCAAACUGACCAUACUGACCAAAACAUAUUCAAAAUAUUAGGAAGAAAGUAAACAAACAAAAAACUAGUCACUUUGGUGCUGAAUUUUUCGCAAUGAUCAUUUUUAUUUUGUUAGAGAAUCGUAUUUUAUUUCACCCAUUAUUUAAAAAAAAGAAAUCGAUGUGUGCACGUACAAAUUGGACCCAUCAAACGUUGUACGUUAGAAAGAAACUCCAAGCUAAGUAAAACGAAUUGAACUAAAACACUUCGUUCACCAUUUUGUAAUAAUUUAUGUUUAACCAUCGUUAUUGAACUUAAAGGUAAUCCAAGUCAAAAUACAUGUACAACACAUUUUUAUCCAAA